CCUGGCUUCUCUUUCCUCAGCAUCCUCGUCAUCAUCAUCAUCAUCAUCAUGACGGUGAUGCUGAGCGGCUCCUCGGUGCUGGCGAUGGCGUGUGUGGAUGCUGCCUGAGCGCCUGGAGAGGAGGAGAGGAGGAAAGGAGGAGAGGUGGAGAGGAGAGAAGAAAGACGGGACAGAAAUCUUGCUCGGUAUCGGUGUCGGUUGAUGCGCGUGCGUGCGUCGCUCCGGUGGAAUGAGAAGCUGCUGCAACCAUGAUGGAAGGACUGAAGAAGCGAACCCGAAAGGCGUUCGGGUUACGCAAGAAAGAGAAGGACACUGACUCCACGGGAUCACCAGAGAAAGGCAGAUCAAAAAAAGCCAACGGUGCUCCUAACGGGUUCUACGGCGAGAUAGACUGGGAUCGAUAUAAUUCCCCUGAUGUGGAUGAUGAGGGAUACAGCAUCAGACCCGGAGAACAAGGAGGAACCAAAGCCAAAAUGUUCUUCUCAUCCAGUGAGUCAGAGGGUGAGGAUGAGCCAGGGAAGAAGUUUAAGAUCAAGAUCAAGCCCCUGGCACCAGAUAACGGCACAGUGUCCACAGUGGAUGAGCUGAAGGCCUCCGUGGGCACACUGGCCAUCUCGACCUCGCCUUUGUGUCCAUUGAAACGAACUAUCUCAAGUGAGGAGAUCGCCAGGCCGAGACGUUCCACUCCAACACCGACUCUAACUUUAACGCCUGGUCCGGACACACCAAGUAAAAGGUUAUCAGACAAUGCUUCAGCUUUUUUUGGCCCUCCAUUUGAGGCAAACUUUGAAGCACCAAACUCAGAAGUGUUCAUAGCGGAGCCGGAGCUCUGGUGUCCAUCGAUGCCACACAACACCUCCCCAUUGAACAGACGCUUCCCCACAGGAGCUCCACCUCCUCUUCCUCCAAAGAACAUUCCUGCCACUCCACCCAGCUACAGAUCCAGCUCUCUGGAAUCAUCAGGUUAUUACAGUGUUGUUCCGAGUGUAAGAGGAGAAGGAUCAUCUUCUAUCUAUCGGGACGUUCUACUAUCAGACCCUACAGGGGGACCUGCUCUUCCUGACAUGGACAAUGUAUUUGCCCCAUCGGAUAACCCCAAAUCUGAAUCAGAGAUGUUGCAGUCCAACUGGGUCAGUUUCACCGAUGGGACAACCUCCAGGCCUCCACCACCUAAUGAGCCUGCCCCUUCCCCACCUCUCUCAUCUUCUUCUGAGGACACGCCCCCUACUUCCCCUCCUGCCUUAUCCCCUCCUCCUCUCCACCCUAUCCCUCCACCUGAAUCUCCUCCUCCCCCACCCCCAGAUUCCUCCCCAGACUCCCUAUCUCCUGAUGAACUGCCUCAGCCUCAACAUUCCACAUCCCACCUUCAAGAAUCCGGCUUUUCCAUGACUACUCCUCUCAAUCUACCCAGCCCUGGCAUGCCCCCUCUGCCCGCUGUGCCACCUCCUCUGGGGCCGCGAGAUGACACCAGAAGAACGCCAGACUCUUUUGGGCUAAGAGAGGAAAUCCUCUCACUUUCCACCUCACCCAAGGACAUUGGGAUGGGGGGUUUGCGUGGCACACCACCUCCACUGCCCCCUCUCACCUACAGGAGUGUGGUUGUCUCACCAGGGCCUUGUAGCCGGCCUUCAUCACCUGCUCGUCCUGGCACUCCUUUAUCAGCAGGUAGCCCAAUACCACCACUCCCACCCCGGCCAUCCUCGCGGCCCAAACUUCCCCCUGGCAAACCAAACAUGGCAGACUUGGCUUGGCCCUUUAGCGCUCCAGUCCACUCAUGGAGUCCUCCUCCAUUCGCUCCCCUGGCCCGAGCAGAAAGCAGCUCCUCCAUUUCUUCCAUCACUUCUCUCAGUGCAGCGUCCACGCCAACGCUCGGCAGAGAGUUCAACCUUUCUGUUUCAGCCUGUUCCCGAGGACCAAGUCCACUUACCAUGGGUCCCCAGGACACUCUACCGGUGGCAGCAGCCUUCACAGAGACCAUCAGCGCCUACUUCAAAGGAGCCGACCCCAGCAAGUGUGUGGUGAAGAUAACUGGAGAGAUGGUUCUGUCCUUCCCAGCAGGCAUCACAAGACAUUUCUCAAACCAGCCAAGUCCUCCAGUACUGACCUUCACCGUCAACCAUUAUGGCCGUCUGGAGCAGGUCCUCCCCAACCCUCAGCUCCUCUGCUGUGACCCGAUGCCUGCCGUCUCUGACUGUAAAGAGUUUCGGGUGAACAUGCCCAACCUGAUGGUACAUCUCAAGAAGGUGGCAGACCAGCGGCCUCAGGCUACCUACUACAACGUGGACAUGCUGAAGUACCAGGUGUCAGCGCGGGGCAUCCAGUCAACUCCGUUGAACCUGGCGCUAAGCUGGCGCGGCGAUGCUAACAGCACAGACCUCAGGGUAGACUACAAAUACAAUGCAGAGGCCAUACACAACCCCACACCCCUCACCAACAUCCACUUCCUGGUGCCGGUGGACGGCGGUGUUACCAAACUGCAGGCCAUGCUACCUCCAGCCACAUGGAACCCAGAAACACAGAAGAUACUGUGGAAGAUCUCUGAACUCUCACAGAAAUCAGAAAAUGGAGGAGUGGGGGCGCUGUUGUGUCGCUUCCAGCUGGCCGAAGGUCCGAGCAAACCAUCCCAACUGGCCGUGCAGUUCACUAGUGAGGGGAGCACGCUGUCUGGCUGUGACUUCCAGCUGCUGGGAAGCGGAUACAGACUGUCCCUGGUUAAGAAGCGCUUCUCGACAGGUAAAUAUUUGGCAGAUAACUGAUGCCAGUUAACGACGACGACUCGUGGAACAGAUGGAGUGACGACGCCUUCGAACUCACCACUGAAGAGACUUAAUGUUUUUAACUUUCAGAGGAAUUCCUUAACUUGGAAUUUCACAACCAGUGUCUUUCUGACAUAGAAAAUUGUGUGUGUGUGUGUGUGUGUGUGUGUAUAAGUAUAAAGGCAAUUUCAGGACAUGCAAUGCAGCAACAUUGUUUGCUGGGCUUAUGCACGAAGGCAGAGUUUCCUCCUAGAGCUUGAUAAUAUGUGUGUUUCUUUGUGUGCGAGAGAGAUUUUUUAUCCCUGGCAUGUGCCGAUAAUCAGGUAUUUAAAAUAUUCCGAUAUUCACCAUGAACAAUUCUUAGCAGGGGCACUUUUUUUUAAUUUCAAGUCACGAUAAUUCUGUUCAUCAGAUAAAACUUUCUGAAAUCUGACUGAAAAAUUUAAAGAUGUAUUUUUAUUUGUGAUUCAUGAGGUAAAAUUAGCUAGCGAAUGUAAAUGUACCUGAAAGUUACUGUCUAAUUUGCUAGCUAGCAUUAGAUUGCUUUGUUUAGCUAUAGCUACCUAUGAAACAUAGGGAUAAAAGAUUUGCAGUCAUUCCUCGGGUGAACUUUAGCAUGAAAUUUACCUAAUGACAGGCUAGCUAGCAUUAGGUAACUAGCUAGUUAACUAAUACUACAAGCUAUACCCAAUAACGGACUCUUUGGGGAAGGCUAGCUAUUUGUUUUGUAAACUAAUUAGCUUUAGUUGCAUAGCCCCUUACAGCUGCACAAUAUUAGAUAGCUAUUUGCUAUAUAUCAACAGUGAAUAUAAUACAACACGACAAGCACUGUGUUGAACCAGUUAACUUGAUAUUUGAUACGAACGCUGAUAAAAUAUCAGGAGGAAAUCGUCAUUUGUUAGAAGUUAUUUCCUCAGUUUCUAGCUAGCAUUAGUUAACUACUAUUAGUUAGCUAGCUAGCUAUGUUCUCUUGCUGUUUAAUAUAAAGGGGUAACAUUUACUGAGAUAUAAAAAUGUAAAAUCGGCACAUGCCUGGCGAUAUCGUGUACUGUUAGUCCGAGAGUUUGAUUAGCCAGUACAAUAACAGAAAUGCUGAGGUAAUGUUCAGUUAUCUUUUAAAUAUUUAUCCCCCCAAAAAACAAACAAACAAGCAAUGCAAAUAUAUUACUGAUACUGGAGUUCAAAUUUACUUCAAAUUUUCUAACCAAACGUUGAAUUCAAGAGGAACUUGGGGAGGGGGAUCAGUGAAGAGACCGGAACAUCGUAGACAUCAGAUUAGUUUCAUAUGACUUUUGAUAUUCAUGUCGGUUGUGAGGUGACGUUAUUGUCUGUGAGGUCGAAAAAGCGGACAUGAUGUUCCAUAAUUAGAUAUCGAUAAACUCUGGAAUUUCAAUUUUCAUGCAACAUAGCGAUGCCUGAACAUUUUCUAAUCACGUGUCUUGAAUCAAAAUACGAAUAAUGUUGAUAAUUAAGCGACACAGAAUCUGUGUCAGGAUUUAAUGCAGCAUUCCGUAGUAUGAACUAUUUACCAAUUUGAUUUUCCACAAUGUGGAUUUUUUAACGUUUUUUUUCCUGUAGCAAUAUUGAUGAUUGUGUAUAAAUGUAAGAUAAGAAUUGUUAUAUGUAUGUCUAAACGGAUAUACAGCUUCUAGUAAUUUAUCAUAAGUCAAUGUUUAGUAGUUGAAAAAAAAUCCAUGACAGCACUUUAUUUCACUUUUAUUUGAUGUUAUUUUUCUGCAUUUAAAAAAAAGCACAUUAUUUAUUAAGUAUAUGAACGGCCAUUUUAUAUAUAUCAAAGUCAAAACCACUUUUUCAGCGUGUAUUGUAUGAUGCUUUGUAUUCUAGGCAAAGAAUUGGUUUGAGUUCGUUCCUCUGAACCACCAGGUGGCGAUGAGAAUCACAUGGAUAAACCCCAGAUACCCACCUUGUCAUUCAGCAAGAUGGCUGUAGAUACCUCACACGUCAGUCUCCCUGGUGGUUAUCUUUUAUUUAGUGUCUAAGAUUCCUCAGUUCAAGAACUAGCCACAUUGCUAGCCACAGUGUUUUUCCAAAAAAAAGUUAAAUAUAAUAUUUUCAUUAUAACUUUUCUUGAUUAAACACAUUUCACUACACAACAUGGCCACAACAUGGUUGCAGCUAGCAUAACAUAGCAAUUUUAGGUUAGCAAAAACUCUUUCUGGAAGGUUCUAGACAGUUGCUUUUUUUGACUGCAAAUUUAAUCAGUCACAUUGUUCUGGGUGUUCUGAAGCGAAUUCUUUCAUAACAUUGAGAAAUGUACAAAGUUGCUCUAACAUUUUCAGCCGCAUGAACGAAUUUGGACCAGAACUGAAUACGUAACAUAUGUGACAUAUGUCUUAUGUGUUCCUUUCUUUUUUCUUUUUUUUCUUAUUUAUUUAUUUUUUUUACAUAAACAGAGUAGCUCUUCAGUUGUUAAAUAAUGGAUCGUCCUUGUCUGAUUUAAUCGAUAACGAUUAGAUUGUGUUCAUACAUAAUUUGUAGAAACAUUUAGAACUGUAAAAAGGUGCCGCAAACCAAUUGCAUAUGCUCAAAUUAAUCAUACUGUUAAACAAUCUGUUUUUGCUGUAUUAGUGUGUUUAUGCUCUUCCUAAUUUUAAAAAAAACAUUUAGGACAGGUCUGAGAAAAUUCUCUCAUGAGUUUACGUUUACACAAAGUUUUUUUAAUAAUAUAAAAGAAAUCUGCUACUGAAUUACAUAUAAAAGUAGCCAACCAGCUAGAAGAAUGCUAGCUGCUAGUCAAUUCCUAGCUAACACUGAGUGAUAUCAGAGCACAUAAUCUGAAGUGAGAACGUUUUCUGAAGGUUAUAAAUAUAACGUUGGUGAGAUAUUGUGAAAAUGUGAUGGUCUGUGUUUACAACGCUCACGAUGAGACAAAGACUAACAGUAUGAAGAUGUUUGUGUAAAUGUUCACACUGCUAAAAUAUCGUUCGUGCAGUAGCAUUUCUACAGUGUUACAUUUCUAAAUGUUUCUGAAUGUUAUGUAAGAAUACUCCUCAGAGCCCUGAGAAAACCCUGACAGAGUGAAUGUUCAUGAAACUGAAAGGUAAUUAAAACCUUUCGGAAAAAGCGCAUCAAUUAUGCUUACAUAACACUGUUAUAACAUUGUUGUCAGCAUGCUUUAUAUCUGAACACUGCCGGAGCUAGCAUUGCGGCUAGUUUCUUUUAGUCAAGGAAUUCAGUCAAGGAUUCUGUUGAUUCUUACUUAGUUUGAAAUUAACAAAAAACAAAACAAAAAAACAGGGUUGUAUGUGUGUGUUUAUCACGCUUCAGGACGACGGCGUUAAUUAGGUGAUGUUGAUUUUGGAAAGCUGUGUAUUGUGUAUUAUGUUGUUUUUUUUGUUGGGGGGGGGUCUUCAUUUUUAGAGGGUUUAUUAUUAACAUAUGAUCCACACACAAAAGAAAAUUCUGGAAUUAUGAAUGCUAAUUGUUUUGAUCAGGAUGAAUCAGGAAUUUGGCCAAGAUCAAUUUAGCAGAUUAUUUUGUUUGCGUUGUUAUAUUAAAUUGUCAUUUUUUUUAGACCUUGUGUGUAUGUGUGUGUGUGUGUGUGUGUGUGUGUGUGUGUGUGUGUGUGUGUGUUACAGUUUCAUCCCAUAGAACAGUCCAUGUGUGAAGUAAUAUCUGUAUUUAUCAGUUGCAUCUUGUUCAUUACAGAUAAAACAGAAUAUGCAAGCGGUUAUUGUGUAGGAUACGGCCUUCACAGGGUCUAUGAUAAUAUAAAGGUUGAAAAUGAUAGGUAUAUUAAAGGUGUAAUAUAAAGUAUUAACAUAAAAUAAACA
Ictalurus punctatus (channel catfish) is the source of this 6550-nucleotide messenger RNA. RefSeq names its product SH3GL interacting endocytic adaptor 1b (gene sgip1b). Lineage: Eukaryota; Metazoa; Chordata; Actinopteri; Siluriformes; Ictaluridae. Gene Ontology annotation, cellular component: cytoplasm; plasma membrane. The transcript is spliced from 21 exons. The coding region runs from base 249 to 2756 and encodes 835 amino acids. The record is from RefSeq and is a predicted model, not a curated record.